Asparagus officinalis (garden asparagus) is the source of this 801-nucleotide messenger RNA. RefSeq lists its product as uncharacterized. Lineage: Eukaryota; Viridiplantae; Streptophyta; Magnoliopsida; Asparagales; Asparagaceae. The record is from RefSeq and is a predicted model, not a curated record. Bases 62 to 502 code for a protein of 146 amino acids. The transcript is spliced from 2 exons.
AUAUUUUAAAGAAGAAUGUUUCUCAUUAGUCCAGAACCUUCUUUCAAUUUCCCAGAUACCCAUGGCAAUCCUAUAUACUAGUAUGAUACCAACAGUUCAAGCUCGCAAUUUUACUCACUCUAAAUCCUCCAGCUCUUCAUUUCUCUCAAUUUCGUCUAAACCCAAUUCGGGAAGAAGCAGCAGAAGCUUGAGAAUCAGAGCAGAGACGAUGGAGAUUGAGAAAUUAGGCAUCAAAGUUGAAAGAAACCCUCCAGAGUCCAAGCUCGCUGAGCUCGGCGUUAGAAACUGGCCCAAGUGGGGUUGUCCUCCAAGCAAGUUUCCAUGGACAUACACAGCGAAAGAGAAGUGCUACCUUCUCGAAGGCAAAGUCAAAGUGUAUCCACAGGGCCAUGGCAACGAGUACGUAGAGAUCGGAGCAGGAGAUUUCGUCGAAUUCCCCAAAGGCAUGAACUGUACAUGGGAUGUCUCUGUUGCUGUGGACAAGCACUACAUGUUUGAAUGAUGUUCCCCCCAUUCGGAGUUUAAUUUGAUCCAGGUUGAAGCUGAUUAAUCAUGCAUAAAUGAGUCUAGAUUAGGAUUGGAGAUGAUUAACGGUGCCAGAUUGGAUCAAGCGCAAUUCUGCAUGAUGGUUUCUUUUCCCUGUAUUUGAAGUGUCACCUUGGAGUGAUUUUGGUUUUCUUACCGCUUAGCUCUGUAAGUGUAGUUUGUGGUGUUCUAGACUUUUGCAUGUGUAACGUACUUUUCCGAAAGUGUAAUUCCAAUUGAAGUUUCUUAAGCAAAUAAGUUACUGUCUUCUGAGCA